Messenger RNA from Telopea speciosissima, 3259 nucleotides. RefSeq lists its product as uncharacterized. NCBI's taxonomy places the organism in Eukaryota, Viridiplantae, Streptophyta, Magnoliopsida, Proteales, Proteaceae. The coding region runs from base 14 to 2659 and encodes 881 amino acids. Gene Ontology annotation, molecular function: protein binding. The record is from RefSeq and is a predicted model, not a curated record. The transcript has 21 exons.
CUGCGAGACGAAGAUGUCAGAGCUACCUUCCCGUUCAUGUGGAGCUCUCGAAGCACAGGGACAGCAGGCUAUUCAAGGCCAAACCCUAGAAAACCAGACCGUAGAACGAAUACCCUGCUCCUCUGAUCCUCAGAUUGGAGAAUGGGAAACCAGAGCUCGAGCUUGGCUCUCAACGCUACCGAAGCGAAGGAACGUCAUGAUGAGUGAGAUGGAAGCUUGGGUUGAUUCUAAUCAGGUCACUCUACCUCCACAACUCAUGUCUUUGCCGCGUCCACAGCUCUAUCAGCGAAUUCUGUCCAUUCACAAGCUCAUGCGACAGUCCAACCAGGCAAUGAAAGCGAAUCAGGUUGAGCCUCCACCUAGUCGCUUUCAACGCACAGAUCAAUGGAUUCCAGUCUAUUCCUGGUUAGAAUCAUUGGAAACGAAGGACGUAGUCAAAUCUAAAGAAAUUGAUGAAUGGCUAUCUAUGAACCCAAAGGUCAAGGAGCAGUUGUAUGCAAGACAUUCUCGAUAUCAUUUGAUGCACUAUGUUCAGAAAUGCCAUUUGAAGAUGUUGAAGAGACGGGAGAAGCAGAAGGGAAUCCAAUACUCAACCCCAACAGCUCAAGUGAAGGUUCAGACUGUGGUGACAACAGCAACAGUUCCUCUUCCUGGCAACUGUUCAAGCAAUCAAUCAAAGGAAAACAACUUAUGUUUAGCUAGGCGAAAUGAAGCCUUACGUAAAUAUGAACUUUUGACAGAUUUGGAGAACCAUCUUUCCAGCAUUCUUUCUAAACAGAAACAAGUAAAACUAGAAGAGUCGGGUUCUGAACCCUUGCUCAGACAGGGAUCAGCAGAUGAUACAAAACAGGGAGGCAAUAUCAGGAAUAUGUCCAGUGUUUCUUCUCAUUCUCAAGGCGCAGGUGUUACAUUGGCUGCAGAAUCCAGGCUUAGAUCACCAUCUGUUUUGAAAGUUGGGAGAAGAAAGGAUAGGAGUAUUGACAUUGUGAUUCCAGCAUGGUCCUCUGCUGAAGCAUCAUCUGAUGUUAUAUUAACUGAUCAGCCCUCAAAUUCAGAAUGUGAAGAAGUAAGGUCACACUCUAUUUCCAAUGGUGGUCUACAGUCAUCCUUAUGCCAGGCAUCUUCCUUGGGAAAAUCUGUUUCUUUCUCAGGAGGGUAUUGGGAAAACAUUGUCAUGUGCCUGCAGGGACGGGAACGAGGGUUUAGCUGGCCAUUAGCAUGUUCCAGUGGUGGUUAUGCUGGAAGAAAUCGGGAAAAAUGGAUUCCUUUUCUUGAAGGUUGGAAGUCAAUUGGAAAACAAUUCAAUGGACCGGCUGUCUAUUUUAAACGGAGAUGUUUUACAUCAUGGAUUCCAACUUGGUGUGCCUAUACAUCGAGUGUGGCUGUUGUUCAACCUCCUGGUGGAGCAGAUCAAGGUGUUCAAAAGGUUUUAGACGUAAGAUUUCAUCCUGAUGGGCUUGGUCAAGUAGUUUGUAGCUCCAAUGAGGCACCAAAUGAGUUGCUAUUGUACAACCUUCAUUCUGGAACUGCAACUGAACUCAGUGGCCACAAUUGCCAGAUCCAAGCGGUCGAAUAUGCGGUGCAUGGUGCUAGUAUUGUUUCUUGUGGUGCAAACUUAUUAAGGGUGUGGGACUCCCGAGCAGGUGAAUGCCUUUUUACUCUGGGGCCAACAGGGGGUGGUCAGGCUUCUUCUGGACAUAGAAAGAAAAUCAAUGCAAUGGCAGUUAAUCAUUUCCAGUCAUGCCUUGUGGUUACAAGUGGCAGAGAGGGGGACGGGAAGCUUCUUUUAUGGAAUGUUCUGACUGGGGAGCUGGCUUCCGACUUAAAUAUGAAUAUGAGGGCUGCAAUCCAGAUUCUCCCCUCCAUUGAUGCAAUGGAGUUUUGUAGUCAAAAUAUCCUUGUCUGUGGAAGUGAUUCUGCCUAUGGAGGUCCUGCGCUGGUGCAGUUGUGGGAUAUUGAGACUUCCCAAAAUUGCCAAUCUUUCCCUGCAAAUGAUGCUUACAUUACUUCCCUGAAAAUAGAUCCAGCUUUCAACACCAUAAUCACAGGUGCUGGGGAUGGGACUGUUGGGCUCUUUGACAUCAGGACAUGUGGUGCUAUAUCUCGUCUGUCAGUGGGUUCCAGUUAUGAGGUGACAUCUGUUUCUUUUAGCAGCUGUGGUACAUAUUUCCAUGCUUCAAGUACAUCAAAUAAUACGCUGGUGUGGGAUACACGACUUUUUCCAAUGAAUCAUGGCCAGAUGCCUGUAGGAAAACCUAUCCCUGUUAAUGAUAUGUCUGAUAUGAGACCUUUACACUGUUUGAGUCAUGGAAAGCAAAUGCCCACUGCAGAACAUACAGGUCAACUCCCGGGUCAUGUUGAUGAGGGUGAUCAAGGUGUAAAUGAUGCUCGGUGGCUUCAUAGAGAACCCGUUUUAGUCACAGUGAGUGGCAACGGAAGCAUUGCUAUGUGGGAUGUCACCCUUGGUCAGCCUUGCAUCAGACACUUGAGAAGCCAUACUCGCUGUGCUAAUACGGUUGCUGUGGCUCCGAAUGAUCAAUAUAUCUGCAGUGGAGGGGAUGAUCAGAAAGUUGUUCUGUACCAUUAUGUGAAGGGCAACACACGCUCGCAAUGGCGUUUGACCCAUCCAUUGACACAGAGAGAUGUAUUAUGUCUAUAAUUUGAUUACAAACUUCUCGCCUACUUUACAACUUAUUUGGUCUUACAAAAGAUAAAUUGAUGAAAAAUUUUUAGAUCUCCUAAAAAACUAGCAGGAAUAUCAUGGAGAUAACAUUUCUGAAUGUGUUUUUGAUACCAUUGAAGCUGUGUCUUCUAUGAGAUGUGAAGCAUGGCGUUGAGCUAACAUCUUCUGUCCCUGUACCUCCUUGAUUUCUUUUAUGAUAUACAUGCCUUGAGUCGUGGAGUUGUUGCUGUUUGAUCCUAGCUGCUGGAUCCCCAUGAAAAGUCUCCUGUUUAAAGGUGCUGCACUACCUAAACCUCCAUUUAAGCUUCUGUUUGAAAUACGAUGGUUACUUGUGCCUGACCGAGAUGUGAACAAAUUCUCUUGUUCAACUACCACCUUUCCCUGCAUUUGUGUCCUCUUUAUCUCCUGAAAAGAAACAUCAGAUAGCAAAAUAAUGACAAGGCGAGAACAUCAUGGCUAGCAUUGGAUAUGUGGUUUACAUGAUAAUGCCCCCCCCCCCCCCCAUUCUUUAAAACCAAUGUAAGAAAGAUUGUAGAUUCUUUGCCUGUUCCAUAUCAACUUCAAAGUUCUACUAUU